AAAUUCCACCACCCCCCCCUUUCUUCGUCUUCCAACCCACCUGCUACCCUCUCUCCACCUUCUUUCUCUCUCUACAAAAUUUCUCUUGUUUUUCUUCUCUCUGGAGAUCGAUACACGAAUAAGAAUACACGAUUUCGAUUCCUUUCUUCUUGAUUUUUACGGGUUCUCUUCUUUUUUUUUUUUUGUGGCAAAGAUUUUUUUUGGCUUGUGUUUUCUUGGCAAGAAUUUUACGCGUUGAUGGCACAGAGAACGGAGAAAGAAGAGACGGAGUUCAAGGUCGUACCGGAGACCAUCACGCUGUGCGUUAAAUGCGGCGUCGCGGGGAAUUCCGCCACCAAUAAUUUAUGCCAGACGUGUUACAGCACGCCCGCAGCGGCGUCCACCUCCGCCGUCGGUACGCCUGCGGCAUCAGCAGGCGGACCGAAACCUAAAAACCAUGUGUUUGUGGGGAAAUCCUUCAGAUCUAGCUCAUCGACAAGGUCUUCUCUGGAAAGGAGCUUGAACAUGUCUGAAACGAGUGGAGAUCUGAAGAAAGAGGCAUCGGAAACGGCCGAUGUUGCACCGCCUGUGAAGAGGGAGGUCAACCGGUGCUCCGGUUGUAGGAGGAAGGUAGGUCUAACCGGGUUUAGAUGCCGCUGCGGCGAGCUCUUCUGUGCCGAUCAUCGGUACUCCGAUCGCCACGAUUGCAGCUACGAUUACAAAACCGCCGGCCGGGAGGCGAUCGCGAGAGAGAACCCGGUGGUCAAAGCCGCGAAGAUAGUCAAAAUUUGAAGGCAGAAAGAACGGACGUAACGCGUACACCAACCAACCUACAUAUGCAGACAAAGCAAAUGAAAUUCUCGAUACCCAGAAGCAAUCAAGAUCAAGAAACGAAGAUUUGAAUAUCGUGGCUCAAAAAAUAUAUGUACUAUUGCUGCACUUCUCUCCGCGUCGAGACGGGUCUUCUCCAGAUGGAGAUGAAGCUGAAAAGGAGAAGGUGGAGAGUUCAGGCGAUACUUAUUUCCCUUUUCUUAAAAUAAUUUUUACCAUAAAGAAAAGAAAGAAACUAUGGAGAUCUCCCUUCUUUUGUGUGAUUUUUCAUUUUCUGAUCCGCAUUUUCUUUGUUUUUUUCUUCUUAAUUUUUAAUGUAUGCAUGGUAUUUUCCCAGGUGAAUGAUAAGAUGAAGGUUUGUGCUUCAAUUCGAUAGAA
Messenger RNA from Sesamum indicum (sesame), 1188 nucleotides. RefSeq names its product zinc finger A20 and AN1 domain-containing stress-associated protein 5. NCBI's taxonomy places the organism in Eukaryota, Viridiplantae, Streptophyta, Magnoliopsida, Lamiales, Pedaliaceae. The record is from RefSeq and is a predicted model, not a curated record. Gene Ontology annotation, molecular function: zinc ion binding; DNA binding; ubiquitin-protein transferase activity. Gene Ontology annotation, biological process: protein ubiquitination.